Molecule: messenger RNA, 1531 nt
Organism: Maniola jurtina (meadow brown)
Lineage: Eukaryota; Metazoa; Arthropoda; Insecta; Lepidoptera; Nymphalidae
Product: tyramine/octopamine receptor-like
Exons: 9
Coding region: 270-1388 (372 amino acids)
Biological process (GO): adenylate cyclase-activating adrenergic receptor signaling pathway
Cellular component (GO): membrane
Molecular function (GO): G protein-coupled receptor activity
Source: RefSeq, a predicted model, not a curated record
CUACCCUCAAAAAAUAAAGCAACAAUUACCAACUGUUUUGUUGAUUAAUCGUACACUGUGAAAAUAAAUAAAUCACGUUGUUCAACUGCAUCCCUUAUGUGUUAAAAUUAGUGCACAUAUAUUUAGUUAAUCUCAAAGUUACAAGUACUAAAAUGAUGUGAUCAAUUACCUGAUUGGAUUUACCGAAUUUUUUGAACAUAUUUAUAAACAAUUUCAAAAUUACUAAAAAUUAUGUGACCCAUUAUCAUUUAUUGGAUUUGUCUUAAACCAUGGUGUUACAGCCGCGAGGCGAGACGACCUUUGGUUGGUGGUCUGCCAGCACUGCAAUGUCAGCCAUAACCAUGGCCACGGUGUUGGCCAACCUGGCAGUCAUGUUGGCGCUCUGGCGAGCGAGGCGAGCUCCAUCACAUUAUCCACUGAUGAGUCUGGUGGCCGCAGACUUUCUGGUGGGGAUAGCUGUGCUGCCGAUUGCUGCCCUUAGAGAGCUGUUUGUUUUCAAUUUGAAUCGUGUAAUAUGCGCAUUCUGGAGCACGUUGGACGUGUUAUGCUGUACAGCAUCUAUCCUCUCCCUGUGUGCUCUGAGCUGGGAGCGAUAUUCUGGCAUCACGGCUCCCUUGGCAAGAGCGCGAAGGGCAAGAAAGGCCAGAGCUCUAUCAAUCCUGGUCUGGCCUGUAUCAGCCCUGGUAGCUUUGCCAGAUGCUUUUAUACCAUCCCCUAAGCAUUACCAUCUUGGAGAGUUGGAAAAGGCUUGCGAUGUUAAUACUAAUACUUGGUACGUUUUCUUCAGCAUAACCCUAUCAUUCUACGUGCCUGCCUGCAUGAUAGUGGUGCAAUACGGGUACAUACUGCGAGCCCUCUCUCUACACCCGAACAUCCGCGCCCACUGCGGGCGGACUGUGUCGCCGCAAUGUCCGAAACUGGAAUCGACACAAACUAAUCCCACACCAGAGCAGACCACUCCGAACAGCCACGUCAAAACUGAUAACAAUGACAAUAUGGCGAUCCGCGAUACACCGAAAUCUUCUCGUCCGAAAUCGCCCGCAGUAAAUAAAGCCUGCACUGAACCAACCACAGGAAAAUGCAGCUACAAGAGCAAUUUCAUACAACGCCAGCGUCGUGCUACCCGGAUGAUUGUAAUUCUGAUGGGGCUAUUUUUCCUCUGCUGGACUCCUUACUUCAUUAUUUUACCUCUAGAUUCUCUCUACAACAUUGUAAGUGACGACGCCUGGCAAUGGUGUACCUGGCUGGGUUACAUCAACUCAGCUCUCAAUCCAUUCGUGUAUGCCGUCGCUUCGCCCAGUGUGCGACGAGCCUUGCAGCACUCCUACACUACCUCCAGCUCGAAAAACAACGAGAUUCCUUUGACGCAGCGGAUCCAGAGAGCUUGAUUAAAGGUUAACAAGAUGGCGCGGAUCACGACGUCACAAAAUGGCCGCUAGCGCGCUAAAAUGGCGACGAUUGACAGAACAGCAGCUGCUAACGGCGAGGAAAGAGUAUUUGCAGCUCCGAAAUCCCUGGCAUCUGGUGAACA